UAUUUAGAAACGCUUCUUCGGAGAAGUACUUUUCUUCACGCGCAUUGGCUCAAGCUUUCUCUCGGUUUCUCUUGUGCGACACUCUCUCAAACUCAUGCUCUCUCCCUCUCAAUUCUUACACAACAACAACAAUUACGACACAGAUUCUCUUGGUCUCGAAUUGGUGGGAUUUGGAUUUCAAAACUGAUUCGAAUUGUUAUGGAAUCAGGAUUCGAUUCGCGUUGGUGUUCUGAAAAUGCAGCUUUCGAUCUUGCUCACAAGGUAUUCGAUAAAAUGCCUCACCGAAAUUUUUUCCUCUUUUUGCUUUUAUUUUACUUUUGAUUUGUUGCUGUUGUGUUUCUUAGUCGCUAUUGAUGAUUGUGCUCAGGUUGAUUUGCAUAUUAGCAUAGAAUUAUCGUCGUUAUUACCGUUUCGUGCUAUUGCCAAUGAGAAGUAAUUAGUGUUCAUUAUGCGUGACAAAUAUAGUGUUUCUUUCCAGUUCUAUUUAAGACUUGCAUGUUGUCUAUACAUGUGGUAUUUGUGUUAGAAGUUAGAACAGGGUAAUUGUAAAAGAAAAUCUAAAGCAAUGGGCCAAUUCUUCCUUUUUAAGUAUACGCAUAACCUUGGAUACAAAAAUGAAAAUUGGAAUAUAUUAAACAUAAGCAUGUUAUUUUGGGACUUCUGAAACAUUUGAAGAUGCGUUCAUUGAGAAGGCUUCUGAAAGAUAAUGGCGAAGCUGAUACUGACGUGAUUAGAAAGUUAUUUGCAACAAUUGAUGAAAAUAAAGAUGGACAUCUUACUCAUGGUGAAAUGACAGCACUGGUUGUUGGAAUUCAGUUCGAGGAAAUUGACCUGGACCAUGACGACGCUGUGACAAGAAUAAUGGCAGAUUUUGAUACUUCUCAUAAUCAACUUAUUGACGAAGCAGAGUUUGUUAACGGAGUCUCCAGAUGGCUCCAAGGAGCCAGGCGUUCUAAAGUUCAAGGCGGUGAUGCUGGUGCCCACACUGUGAAGUUUUUAAGUGAUUUUCACUUCGAAACAAAGAGGGAACAUGAUCUUCUGGAUGUGGGUCAGGGUGAAGAAGCCACUGAAGAAGUUAAGAAUGCUAGAUGGGUUUCCAUCAAAGCAGGCCUGCUGCUGCUACUCGAUGCCCUUAUCGCUGCUGCAUUUGCCGAUCCUCUGGUUGGAGCCAGCUGGCACCAUCAUGCAUGGAGGAGAUUGUUUCAACAGGACCUGGCAUUCGUUUCCUCCAACUCUAUGUGUCUUGCUGCAUUUACUUCUGAAUUCUGAUAUAAUAUUUCUUCAAGUAAGUAUGAAUCCCCAUCAUCGAAGGGGUUUAAAGAUGAGUACCUUGAGUUUGGACCACUCUAUGUGGUUUCACAGACCUUUUAGAGCUGAUGACUGGGUGCUAUAUGUGGCGAGUGUCUUCAUUAUUUUGGGAAAGUAAACCUGCAACAACAAAAUUGUGUGUGGAGUGUUGUAAAGUUGUUAAUACCAUGAACCAAAUUUGUUCUACAGAUCUUUAGUCCUACUGCCUAUAAUGCGCGCAUCUUUGUUACAGGCCAUAUGUUCAAUCAGAAAGGAGAGCUUCUCGUUUCAUUGGUUCAAGAAGGCCUGACGUGGAAGCAAAUUCACAAAUGAAGAUGGCGUCGAUGAAUUAGAUGAACAAGACCUUAGUAAUAAAUUCUGAUUUGUACUUGGUGUAUCUUUUUAAUUUCGGUGGACAAAUGAAUAUUAGUAGCUUGGUUGUUUGAGUCAUUUGUAGUAAUGUGACUAUCUAAGUACUUGUUACUAACUU
Vicia villosa (hairy vetch) is the source of this 1777-nucleotide messenger RNA. Its product is annotated as sodium/calcium exchanger NCL-like. Gene Ontology annotation, molecular function: calcium ion binding. The record is from RefSeq and is a predicted model, not a curated record. NCBI's taxonomy places the organism in Eukaryota, Viridiplantae, Streptophyta, Magnoliopsida, Fabales, Fabaceae. The transcript has 7 exons. Bases 676 to 1269 code for a protein of 197 amino acids.